GGCGGUAGGUAAGUCGUUAUCCAUUCAGUCGCAGUCGCAGUCUCAGAGUCAGAGAGUCAAAAACAGAAUCAUGUCAUCAUUCCAAAUAUGGGCCAUACUGCUGCCAAUGGUGGUGACACUAAUUCUGGCCAAGGCGCUUCCCAUUGAACCGGAGUCGGAAUCGAGUACGCCACUUGAGAUGGAGCGGCAACGCAUUGACUGUAAAUUGACUUUCGAUGCAAUGACAAUGGACUCGUUAGUUCAACCGAACAGUGAAUGCACUGGUCUAUCCACUGAGGCACCCCAGCCGGAGCAUGAGGAGAAGGGUAAAGUAGAAUCUGUGACUAAUAAGCCGGAGUCCGAGAACGACAAGAACGAGCCAGAGAUACAAACAGAGCGAGAGCAACGUAGCUUGAUGUCCUCCAUGGACAGUCAGCCCAUCUAUGAAUUGCAAUUGGUUGUUUGGCCCACUGAUGACAUUGAGGAUGGUGAUGACUUUAAUCCCCCAUUGACCACUACUACCACCAGAAGGACACCCAUCACCACCACCACCAGAAACCCUAGAAGGCCAACCAUCAGGACCUCCACAAUGAAGACACCUUCAACAUCGUUCACAUCUACUGUGCCACCUUCUCCUCGUCCUCCAGCAAUGGACUUUGAAGAGGAAAAUCUUGAUAAUUUCUACGAUGAGUUGCCGCCAACAGCAACCAUCUCACCUCCUCCCCCACCACCGCCAGCAGCAGCUGACACAUCACAUCCCUGGCCCACAGAAUCGAACAUUUAUGUUGUCGAAGAUUAUCAUGUCGUCCAUCCCAAUGGCACUACAGUAUACAAAAUUGUUCUGAGCAAUGGUUUUGUCAACUAUAAGAAGAUUUAUACCAAAAUCGGUAAAGAUGAUGAAGUUAUCAAUGUUCAGAAAGGUUACUAUACCAUACCCAUACCAGGACUUAAGAAUCAAUUCCGUACCCAUUACUAUAUAGCCGAUGAAAGGGGCUAUAAUGUCUAUAAGAUUGUGCAGAGUUAUCAUCAGCCCGAAAGGGACAACAAUUUGCAUUACAAAGCCAAAAACUAACUAAACUAUAGAAACAUAUGCACAGUGGUCCAAGAGCCAAUGAAA
Drosophila willistoni is the source of this 1096-nucleotide messenger RNA. RefSeq lists its product as uncharacterized. Lineage: Eukaryota; Metazoa; Arthropoda; Insecta; Diptera; Drosophilidae. The record is from RefSeq and is a predicted model, not a curated record. Bases 71 to 1051 code for a protein of 326 amino acids. The transcript has 3 exons.